AUGCGUUUCUUUCUAACGAAUUCUUCACAUUUUUCUUCUAUGAUACUUCUUGCUUUUUAUGCUUGUAUUUUUAAAAUGAUCACUUUUUUCUUUCUUUCUCUCAUUUUUUCUUUCUUUUCUUCCUUUUUUUCUUACUUUUAUUUCUUUCUUUAUUUCAUUCUCCUUUUCUUUCUUUCUUUCUUUCUUUCUUUCUUUCUAUUUUCUCUUUUGACAAUAUUUCUUUCUACUAUCACUAACAGCUCCAUUCCUUCUGUUUUAAAUUCUUUCUUUCAAGUUUGUCUCUUUCUCGCCAUGUUUCUCUCAUCUUGUCAACCUGUUACUUAUUUUUUCAUUCAUAUUACUUUUUUAUCUCAUGACUUUCUUCAAUUUUCCUUUUCCAUCUCUCGAUUGCUCCAUUGUUUUUCUUUUCACUCAUUUUCUACUACACAUCAUCUCUCUCCUAUCUCUUCACUGGUUCCCUUACCGUGCCUUACUUUUCUUUCAUUUGUGUAUAUAUUCCAAUAUCUAAUCUUGUCUUCCACCGAAAUUAGCUUCCUCUCCUCUUCCAAAUCCACCAUAUACUUUCUUUUAUUUAGAGUCUUUCUUUUGUUUUGCCUUUGA
Messenger RNA from Acanthosepion pharaonis, 600 nucleotides. The record is from the annotation of a GenBank genome assembly. NCBI's taxonomy places the organism in Eukaryota, Metazoa, Mollusca, Cephalopoda, Sepiida, Sepiidae.